AGGGCGGGCGGUGGAGCCGCCCCUGCGCGAAGCCGUCCGCGCACCCUCCAUCGCCUCCCGCGAACACUCCAUCCCCCCGCAGACAUUCCACCCCUCUGCGCAUCCUUCCAUCCCCUCCCGCCAACACUUCAUCCCUCCCCGCGCACCCUCCGCCCUCUGCGCACCUUCCAUCCCUCCCCGCGCACCCUCCACCUCUGCGCGCCCCCCAUCCUUCCGCGCACUCCUUCAACCCCCGCUCCCCCUCCAUCCCCCCGAGCACUCGUCCGCCCCUCCGCGCAUCUCUCCACGCAUUCCUCCGUCCCCCCGCGCACUCCUCCGUCCCUCCGCGCAUCACUCCGUCCCCCCUCCGCGCACCCUGCGCCUGCCCCCGCGCCGGCAGGGCCGCUCCUGCGCGGGGAUGGCGGAGCGGCCGCGCUUCCUCUGCGGCGUGGUGGAAGGUUUCUAUGGGAGACCGUGGUCAAUGGAUCAGAGAAAACUUCUUUUUCAAUGGCUGCAACGCCAGGGGCUGAACUGCUACAUGUACGCGCCCAAGGAUGAGCUGAAGCACCGGCUGCUCUGGAGAGAGCCCUACACAGAGCAUGAGGCAGCCCGCAUGCAGUCUCUCAUCGAAGCUGCCCAAGAGCAGGGUGUGGAGUUUAUUUUCGCCAUUUCUGCUGGCCAGGACAUGGUGUUUUCCAGCGCCGGGGAUCGGCUCCUGCUGCAGCAAAAACUCAGGCAGGUGGCUGCCAUGGGGUGCUGCUCCUUCGCGCUGCUCUUUGACGACAUCGACCCCUGCAUGUGCCAAGCUGACAGAGAUGUCUUCCCCUCCCUGGCACAGGCUCAGGCCUCUGUGGCCAACGAGGUCUACCAGGAGCUGGGCCAACCCUCUGUCUUCCUCUUCUGUCCUACAGAAUACUGCAGCUCGCUCUGCUCUCCCAGCCCCAGCCAGUCCUGCUACCUGCAGACCAUCGGCCAAGAGCUGCUCCCAGGGAUCGGUGUCAUCUGGACAGGCCCAAAGGUGGUGUCACAGGAGCUCUCAGCAGUGCUGCUGGAGGAGGUGGAGGCUGUCCUGAGGCGCUGUCCCGUCAUCUGGGACAACCUCUACGCCAACGACUAUGACUGCAGACGUGUCUUCCUGGGCCCUUACAUGGGGCGUGCUCCUGGCCUCAUGUCCAGGCUCCACGGGCUGCUCCUCAACCCCAACUGUGAGCUCCAGGCCAACUUCAUCCCCAUACACACACUGGGCACCUGGUUUCGGAGCGAGCUGGGGAGCUGUGCCCACCCUGACCACGCAGGAAUGGAGGCAGUGGCAGCCCUGGGGGACAGCCAAGGUGCUCAGGAUAGGAGCUACAGCCCCCAGGAAGCCUUGGAGCUGGCGCUGUGUGACUGGGUGGCCGAGAUAAACCAGCAGGCCUUGGAGCCAGGAGGAAGGACCCCAGGACACCCCAGUGUCAGCCUCAAGGGAGGACCAAGGCUGCAGCCUGGCACAGAGCGAGGACAGGAGGUCACUCCCGACCCUCAGCCCCACGACUCUGCUCCCGGUGGGGCAGAUCAGCACAGCCCCAAGCCCUGUGGAGUGGCACCAGAGGAGGGGUGCAAGGAGGUGACCUCGGAGCCUGAGAAGGACAGCGGGAGCAGGACACCCACUGGCGGUCAGCAGGGCCCUACAAGGGCUGGGGACCAGCUCGCCACGGAGAGUGGGGAGAGCUGUGAGCCCUCCUCUGCUCUGCCCAGUGUGGCUGGGAGUGCCCAGUCUGCAGGAAUCCCAAUGGCCACUGAGACCCCCCCCAGUCCAGGCCCCACCACGAGCUCCAGCAACGGGGCCACCACCAGUCAGAACAUUUCCUCGCCCACCAGUGAUGCCAGGACAGGGAGUGCCAGCCCCGCCCAGUCUCUGAGCAGCACCCAGCCUGAGGCCAUCAGGACUGAUGUGCCCCAGACACCCCCAGGGCCUGAGGUUGGUGACAGCCCUGCCCUCCCAGCCCCACUGACUGAUGAGGUUGGUGCUAGCCCUGGUCCCAUGGCACCAGUGACCCCAGAGGAGGCUGGGUCUGGCCCCAUGGCACCACUGACCCCGGAGGAGGCCAGGACCAGCCCCACAUCACAGAUGACCCCAGAGAAGGCCAGGACCAGCCCCAUGGCACCAGUGACCCCAGAGGAGGCCAGGACCAGCCCCAUGGCACCACUGACACCAGAGGAGGCUGGAUCCAGCCCCAUGGCACCAGUGAGUCCAGAGGAGGCUGGGUCUGGCCCUGUGACCCCCAAGGAGACCAGGACCAGCCCCACAUCACAAGUGACCCCAGAGAAGGCCAGGAUCAGCCCCGUGGCAUUGGUGACCCCAGAGGAGGCUGGGUCUGGCCCUACGGCACUGAUGAUCCCAAAGGAGGCCAGAUCCAGCCCCACAGCACCACUGACCCCAGAGGAAGCCGUGUCCAGCCCUACAGCACCACUGACCCUGGAGGAGGUGCGGAUGCUGGUGGAGCUCUUCUACCUGCCCUACCACCAUGGAGCUCUGGCACAGGAUCUCCUGGAGCACUUUCGGUGGCUGCGGGCAAACAGCCUCAGCGUGGGGGUCCCAGCCACGGCACCCGAUGCCUGCGGGGGCACGCAGUGGCGAGGCCGGGCUCAGUCCUUCCAGCUGCUCUGCGCACGAACGUGCCGCCUGCACAGCCGCUUCGUCAGCACCGCUGGCCGGGCGCUGCUCUACGACCUGCACCCCUACCUCUGGGACAUCCGCAACAUGCUGCUGGCCGCCAGUGCCUUUGUCCUCUGGCUGGAUGGUCACCUGCUCUGCGACCCCGACCCCAAGGGCACCUGGGGGAACUGCUUUGGCUGGUGCCAGAGUAUCACUGCCCCGAUCCUGCUGGGGAGGGACGCCGAGCCCUGGGCACGUCGUGGGGGCCUCUUUGGAGAGCUGCAGGCACUGCUGCCUGUGGGGAACAGCUGUGACCUCUUCUACCAUCCACCCCCGCUCUUCCCAUCCAGCCAGCUGUACCUCCUGCGCCCGCUGCUGCCCCUGGACAAGGGAGAGCUUUACCGCAUGUGCCGGGAGAGUUUGGACUGUGAUCCCAAAGUGGCAGAGAUCCUCGUGGCCCACCCGGAUCUCCUCGGUGACAGACUCCUGGGCAGCUUCCUCAGCCUGAGCCCCGAGUACACCUUUGUGCUGGAGGAUGAGGGUGGCCCGUGUGGCUAUGCAGCCGGAGCGCUCCACGCCGAGGGCUUCCUGCAGCAGCGAGACAGCAGCUGGCUGCCGGCCAUACGGCACAAGUACCCCCCAGACCUGGGCGCAGGUGGCCCAGCUCUGGGACAGGAUGCCCUGGAGGAAGCAGUGGUCUUCUUCCAUGCAGAGCCACUGGCUGUGCCCCAGCCCGUGCUGAGACGUUUCCCCUCCCUGGUACAGCUGGGCACGGCCCCCCGCGUGCUGGACGUGGGGGCCAGUCGCAGCCUGGCCCUCUGCCUGCUGAGCGCACUCAGGGCCAACGGGUCACGGGGAGUGUUCUGCCAGGUCAGUGACACCGACCGGCAGCAGCUGAGCUUCUACAGCAAACUGGGCUUUGUCGCCCUGCCGGUGGCCUGGGGCAGCUCUCCCGGCACUCAGCUCCUGGGACGUCUCCUCUGAUGGGGCACAGAGAGCCAGUGCCCCAGGACAGGCUGGUUCCCCAGGCCAGGCUGACCGCCCAUCCCGCACAGCGUCGGCCUGAGCAAGCGGGAACAGAGGGGCACCUCGAGCAGACCAGGUACAAGUGAGAGGGGACACAGCCUGGGGGUGAGCAGGAUGUCACUGGGAUGUGUGCAGGGCUGUGAGGUACCUGGGUAGCAGAGAGCUAUUUCUGCCACUCAGGGGAUUGGGCCACCUCUGUGCCACCCCAACUGGUCCUGUUUGCUGGGUACCCUCCACCUUUGCUGGGGAGCCAGGCUGUCUGCAGGCCCCCAGGCCUGCGGGAGCCCAUGGGCAGUGUCUGGGUUGGUGGUCCCGGAGCACAGCACGGUGCCUUAGUGCUACGGGAGUGUCCCUGUCACGCAGGCUGGGCUGCCCAGCUCUCUCCAUCCCCUGUGUGGCCUGAGGCUGAUGCUGGGGCUGGCUCUCAGCACCGAGGACCUGCUUGUCCGUAAUGGAUUGAUCUGGUAUGGGAUUCGGUGAGGCAGCCUCUAUUUUUGUGCCUGGGGGCUGAGGGAAGCGCUGUCCUUGGCAAUAAAGCGUUUGCUGGGCUCUCA
Molecule: messenger RNA, 4194 nt
Organism: Corvus hawaiiensis (hawaiian crow)
Lineage: Eukaryota; Metazoa; Chordata; Aves; Passeriformes; Corvidae
Product: protein O-GlcNAcase-like
Exons: 17
Coding region: 398-3598 (1066 amino acids)
Biological process (GO): glycoprotein metabolic process
Molecular function (GO): beta-N-acetylglucosaminidase activity
Source: RefSeq, a predicted model, not a curated record